Molecule: messenger RNA, 462 nt
Organism: Entrophospora candida
Lineage: Eukaryota; Fungi; Glomeromycota; Glomeromycetes; Entrophosporales; Entrophosporaceae
Source: the annotation of a GenBank genome assembly
AUGGACUAUACAUUACACUUGUCAAACACGAGUCAUACAAAUCAUCCACAAGUUAGAGGGCAUUUUGGAGGUUUCGUUUCGCCAAUUUCUUCUUCUACAAGUAACACAAGUAACUCCAACAUCAAUAAUAAUGUUAAUAAUCCUAGCAAUAUGAUGGGAGGAAAAAAAAGGGUUAGAAGUGAUAGUAUGAAUAGGAUUGACCAAGCUCAGAAAGUUAUACGAUCAUUAUCACGUAAUUCUUUAUGUUCAAAUACAACAAAUAAUAGCUGUUUGAUCGAGAAUUAUCAAGAUCGAAUGAAUUUAGUUGAUAAUAAUAAUGAUGACAAAUUUAAAUUAAUCUCAUCGUUGUCACUUGCUUCUUCUUCUCCUCUAAUGGAUUGUGACGAGCAACAAUUUAGUUUGAAUGAAGAAUUAGACGAGGAAAACAUGGUAAAUUAUUUAAUUAAGAUUAAUUAUGAAUAA